Molecule: messenger RNA, 5161 nt
Organism: Chroicocephalus ridibundus (black-headed gull)
Lineage: Eukaryota; Metazoa; Chordata; Aves; Charadriiformes; Laridae
Exons: 2
Coding region: 1-1002 (333 amino acids)
Source: RefSeq, a predicted model, not a curated record
AUGCAGGGGAGAAAGCUGGCCGUAACGCCGGGCAAACCGGCCCCUGCGCCCUGGUGGCUCGUGGGAGGGGACGACCUGAGCCAGCGGGUGGCACGUUGUGCUGCUCGGACGCUAAGCCCAGCCGUGCGGCAAGAGGAUGCUGCUGAGACACCUCGUGCCUCUUUUGAUACCAAUGACGCUAUCGGGAUAAACAGGGAUUUAUUUCAUACCUCAGAAGGUCGCUCUUCGCUGCUUUUGUGCCCCACAGCUGAGGUCGGUCACUUCUUCUUUAUCUCCCGUCUCUCGGGGGUGAGCCGGAGCUUCCCCGGUGCUGGCAAAGAGCCUGAGGGGCUGCGGGGAGGGGACAGAGGUGACCGACCUGCCACCAACAGGAGCACCACUGACCUCCCUGGGCCUCACGUCUCCAGCGCCGACCUCUCUCUGGAAGAUACAGCAGUGGCUGGAACCAGCUGGGGAGGAAGGAGCAGCGUUAACCAAAGUAUUUUCGGUCGGCACAUACCUGUUUUAAUAAGCACAGCUCACGGGUCUCCAAAACAAGUCCUUGCCUCCUUUAGUGUUAUUUGGUCAGUUCCUCCGGCAGCUCCUGCCUCUUCCUUCUUGUGUCGCAGAGUCUCCGUUUCUCUCACUUCUCGUUUUUUGCCUCGCCUGCCUUUUAUUUGCGUGGAUUUCUUGGGGGAGUUGCUCCACGGCUCCGUGGUUAGCUGCCGAGGCCGUUACCCAGGCAGAAGAUGCUCGGUCUGGUUUUCGGUCCUGCCCUCUCUCCUUCAUCAGUUUAUCCCCCAACGUGAUGAAUUUAUCCCCAGCGCUGAUCAAUUUGUGCCCCCCCUGCCCCCGCCGGGGCCCUGCACAAGCAGCAGGGUGGCUCCGGGACUGCAGGAGGGCUGGAAGCGGCGGUGGUUUGGGAAGAGCCGUGACCCCGGAGGAGAGGAGCUGCCUCCCCGGCCCCAUCCCUUGUGCCGAGCCGGUUCUGCUCGGGAAGAGCCGCUGGGUCUCAGGGAAUGAGCACGAGGAAAACCAGCCAAAGCUUGUAGGCCCUGCAAGAGAAGCUCACACGUGUCCUAUGAAAACAAGAACGUCCCUUUUCCUGCACUCCCUCUUAGCGCUUCUUUUCGCUCCCCUUUUCUCCCUCUCCAGCUCCUUUCCCGACUCCCAGCGCUGCCCCGCUCUGUGCCCCCUCUGCCUUUACCUGUAUUAUCAUUAAUUUAUGAUUCCUCAGCCAUUCCUGUGACAUUUGUCCUUCCCGAGGAGGUCGCCCUCCUCCCAGCGUGGACGCCAAGCCUCGCUCGUCCGUGAAACGGGACUCAGGCCACCCCAUGCCCGUCAAACUGCAAGAGCAGGUUAAUUAAAACACCAGCGCUUGGAGCCGACCCUCUUUGGUUUUGGAAAGAAAAUUUAUUUUUCAGGCUCUUUGAGCCCCUUGAGCAAAGCUGCUGGUUUUGUCGCGCCAUUAAUUUGCGACGCUUUUCCCCCUUCAGGCUCGCGGGCGACGGGGCUGCUCGCCUCUUCCCCCUCCUCGAGCCCGCGGGAUUUCCUCUGCCGUCUUUCCCGAGGAAUUGCAGAAAAACAAUUCCUACCCGGUGCUAAUGCAAACCACCGGCAGAUCCCUAGCACGACAGAAAGCCCAGCUUCGUUAGCCCUCAAUACCUCUGUAUUACAGAUGAAGACGCCGGGGCUUGGUUUAAUUGGAGGAGCGUAUCUUACGGCGGGCUCAGGUCUCCAGCUCGGCCCUGACACGCUGGGGAAGCCACGGCUGCUUUCCGGAGAGCUGGAGUUACGGAGCAGAGCUACGGCAGGGGGACAGGAUGGGGUUUGGGACACCUUCCUCGCGGAAACAAAGCCUCGUGACAGUAGGUACUUGCCACGGACCAGCUGGCCAAGAGCUGUUCUUAAAGCCAGAAACACAACCUCUAAUACACAGAGGUAUAAAAAUACACACAUAUAUACAUGUGUAUGUGCCAGCAGCCAGUUUAGACACUUAUUCUAUCACCCAAUGACCUUUAUUAACCCUACAGAUUUAACAGUAUAAUACUAAAUAAUUAACAAUAUUAAAGAAGCAAUAUUUAUCCCGAAUACCAGUAUAAAAUACACGGGGAUCACACCCAGCCCAUUCCCCCAGCAGAAGCCGUGCACUCCCCGCAGGGACAGCCCAUGUGGGACACUGCGGGAGGAAGGGAAGGGCUCAGGGCUCCGGCACCGGGGCAAGGAGUUCUCAGGGUCACAGCCAUCACAUAAAGAGAGAGAACUCCUCAGCAAAUUUUCUCAUUUCUGUUGAAUGUGACGUUCAUGGUCUGAAAUAACCCUGUUGGCAGCUUGGGUCCAGUGCCCGGGUCUCGUCCCUCCUCGUCCCCGCACCUGGUGAGCUCGAAAACACCGAGACCUUGAAACCCACAUCCCACAGCUGGCUAUAAAAUAAAGAUUUUCCCCAAUUCAGACACUAAAGCCUUCUAAAAGGGCAGUUUUCCCAAGCACUAGAAGAGAAUUUAGUCCUGCGUCGCUCAAACCAGGACAAGACCUUACCGAAAAGUCAAUUCACUGAAAGAGAAAUUGCUCCUGUGUCGCUCAGAGCGGUACACUCGGACAGAACCAAGGGAUGAUGACGGCCCAUUCCCUGCGCACUCCCCUCGGGGACGCCGGCUCUGAGACACAUACGUGUGUGCGUGCGAUGUCCCCUGCCCGUGUCCCAUGAGCUGCACCAGGGACCGGGGGCCCUGGGAAAGGCUGGCUUGUUCUCACGCUCUCUGGCAACCGUUUUCAUUCCCCUGCAAACCUCGGGGCUUUCCUGGUGCCUUCAACCUCAAAACCACCCUUUCUCACUCACCCCAGGGCCGUCCUCGAAAAGAGCAAACAUCCAGAGAUUUCUCCCAUGCCCAAGGUGCCAGGAGGGAAAAUUGUGGCUUGUCCUCACGCUUUCUGGCAACCGCUUCCAUCGCCCCGCGAGUCUUGGGGCCCCGGGCUUUUGUGGCCACCUCGGCCCCAAAAGCAGCCACCUCCUGCAGUCACUGCAGCCCCGGAUGCAAAAACAUAAGGCAUCCGGCGGUUGCCGGCUUCAAACUGGCCCGUAGGGUUUGAGUAGCAGCAGCGCGUCCCGCACAGCCUCCAGUCCUGCUCUGCUUUCCUCUGCGGAAUGCCAGCGCAGCAGCACAUUCAGGGAAAAACUGCCACAAAUUUACGAUUUUAGGAAAAGCCUUGCAGGCUCGCAGGGAGGUCUCACCGGCGGGCACUGGGGAAGCUCCAGCCUGGAUGGGAACUAGAUUCCGGAACACACGGAUGGGGAUCAAAGGCAGGCGAGCAGACAGUGUCUUCCACAGACGUCGGUCACAGAAGAAAGAGAGCCCUUGAAGAAGCCCCUGAAAAAGCCAAGCCCUUCAAGAAACCCCUCUGACAAUCCAACUGAGCCCCUCCAUCCCUCAGCUCUUACCCUGAGCAGGCAGAUGGGCUGCAGCACCCCGGGGGGUCAGUUUGGGUCUUCUGACCCCUCCCGUCCUCCCCACAGGUGCCACCGCUCCAUGGGGUAAAUGACCAACUCACCUGGCCCUGGUGAGACCUUUAGCAAAACCCUCCCCCUGAAGAGACAGCUGCCUCCCGUCCACCCUGCACUGGAACCCUCAGCCCAAGGAGGACACGGACCUGCUGGAGCGGGGCCAGAGGAGGCCACGGAGAUGAUCCAAGGGCUGGAGCCCCUCUGCUGUGGGGACAGGCUGAGAGAGCUGGGGGGGUUCAGCCUGGAGAAGAGAAGGCUCCGGGGAGACCUUCCAGCCCCUUCCAGUCCCUGAAGGGGGCCUACAGGAAGGAUGGGGGGACUGAGAGGACGAAGGGUAACGGUUUCAAACUGAAAGAGGGGAGAUUUAGAUGAGAUAUCAGGAAGAAAUUGUUUGCUGUGAGGGUGGUGAGCCCCUGGCCCAGGUUGCCCAGAGAAGCUGUGGCUGCCCCAUCCCUGGAGGGGUUCAAGGCCAGGUUGGACGGGGCUUGGAGCAACCUGGGCUGGUGGGAGGUGUCCCUGCCCAGGGCAGGGGGUGGCACUGGGUGGGCUUUAAGGUCCCUUCCAACCCAAACCCUUCUGUGAUUCUAUGAUUUUUCACUCUCCCCGAGGCUGGGCACAAGAAGAGCAGAUGUCCACAGGUUGCUCCCACGCCCAAGGUGCCAGGAGGGAAAACCCUGACUUAUUCUCACGCUCUCUGGCAACUGCUUUCCUCACCCCACAAACCUCGGGGCUUUCCUGGCGCCUUCAGCCUCAAAACCACCCUUUCUCACUCGCCCCAGGGCCGGCCACAAAAAUAUUCAAACAUCCGGAGAUUGCCAACACACUGCAGAUGUCUGGAUGUGAAAUAGGUCACAUUAGAGAAGCAAAAUUAGAGCGCGUUAAUCAAUAUUCACGCCAAGAGUCUCAAUUUGCACUGGUUCACCCGAAGGCUAAUUCCAAGGGCCACGGGCAGGAAGAGCCCAGCAGGAAUUUUGCAAAUUCUCAGUUUUGCCAGGAUCGAGUUUGUUAUAACCAAAGGACGUGGAAGGAGGUGGCGGAGCUGAAGCUGCGCGUGGUCCCGCUGGCCACAAGGAAAACCUGGAGCAGGUUCACAAAUCACCCAGGGACUAAGCAGAGAAGGAGCUUUCGGGCGAGCACGGAUGCUCGGAACCAUCCACCUCACGCUGCCAAGUGAACCCAACCGCCUCUGCUCUGCCCACCAGAGGGUUUCAACACACGGGUUCCACCCCGAGACGAUUUUUAACAUGCCCAGUAAAGCCGGACUAAUCCUUCUCCUCUAAACACAUCCCUAAAUACACCUGGCGGAUGCCUGAAGCAUCGGUCCCAGCAGCAUCCCAGUCCCAGCACCUUGGAAGUCCAGCAGGGAACUGGGUACCAACAGCCAGGUACCGCCCCACGUGCCAACAGCAGCCGAACGUCUCAAAACCAAGCCCAGCUAACCUGAACGUCGGAAGAAAAAGACAAAAAACCAACUUUCUUGCUUUCUGUGGCCACGUAACGGAGCGGCUGGUUGGAUGUUUGGAUGACUGAAGAGGCGGCCCUUGUUUCCACGCGCACGUCUCCCUGCCCACAGCCACAGCGAUGGCUCCCAGUUGCUCCGAAGGAAAGUUUACAGCACAAACCCCAGUAACGCUGCAGGAAGGAAAGAGAAAUAAGGAGGACACCAACCGCACACACUGC